This is a messenger RNA of Ornithodoros turicata, 2991 nucleotides long. Its product is annotated as nonsense-mediated mRNA decay factor SMG8-like. Lineage: Eukaryota; Metazoa; Arthropoda; Arachnida; Ixodida; Argasidae. The record is from RefSeq and is a predicted model, not a curated record. Gene Ontology annotation, biological process: nuclear-transcribed mRNA catabolic process, nonsense-mediated decay. The coding region runs from base 25 to 2796 and encodes 923 amino acids. The transcript has 22 exons.
UGCUAUCGCUAUCAUGAAAGGAAGAUGGCGCGAUCCAGUAAAACCUCGAAGCCGCCGUUGCGUGGAUACAAAUUUGAUGUUUCUAACAUUGAAGACGCGUUGUCGGACCUGACGUCUGUUUCAAAGGAACGAGUUUGCAUCGUUUCUUUCAUUGGAAAAACUGCGCUAUAUGCAGAGAGCAUCAAAUCUCAUCUUAUUGAUGAUGUCGUUGGCAGAAACGUGCUUGAGCCUGAGUUGGGCACCGACCGAGAAAUAGGACAGGAAAAUUACAAGAUUGAAGGGUACUAUCAUCCCGAAAAUCGAGUUAUAUUUCUGCACUUGUUGGGACUUUUUGACACGUACUGUGCAGCAGACGUUUGUAGAAGAUUGGAACAAGAAUUGAACGAAAAGAGUUUUUUGGAACUUUGGUCAAGCCUGCAAUGUUCUGUGGCCCAAACACUUCUCUACCUCUUUCACAUAUCUCACGUAGUAGUUAUAGUGCAUCCAACAGCAACAUUUGACGUCAGCUACAUUCAUCUUUUUCGGACACUUGAUAGCAUCAGGCAAAAGUGUCUGUCGUCUGUUGUAGAUGCCUUGAAACCCUUACCCAUCUCGACCGACUGGGUACAGAAUGGACGUCCAUGUUCACCGCGUGUGCUCUUUGUGUUCCUUCAGUGUCCGCUUGAAGGAAACGAGUCGGAACUUCUCGACGUCCGCCCCAAGGGAAAAGCUUCUAAGCUCUCGCCUAUAAAGAAGCUGGAACAUUCCCUUGAAGACCAAAUAUACAGGAUACUACGGAAGAGCAGAGUGAUAACAAACAUUAGUGGAAACUCAUUAUUUGCAGUCCCCGCCAACCAAGAGUUUGUCUAUGUACGAACUUCAUCUUCUAUAAGGGAAGACACGGUGGACUUUUUCUUGAAGCAGUUAAUAACGUUUUGCUCUCCCGACUACGAGGAAAGCCUAUCAGAUGACCUUCUUGCUCUGUCUCUUGACCCCACACAUAACGAUCCCCAGUGUCAAGAACACAGUUUUUCAUUGUUUCUGGGGCAGCAUGUCGAGCUGGCAUUAUCGAAAGGCUUUGACGAUAACGUGGGGCGGCACCCCAUUCCCGCAGACUUUGAGCUCCCCACAAUCUCCAUGUGGUUCAAAGUGGCAACCAAGCUGCGAGAUUUCUUCAUGAGGACUGGUGACUCCAAAUCCAGUGCAACUCUUCUGUCCAGUCUCAGGACCGCUUUAGAUAUCGACAUUAGGUUUUCCGAAGGGCGCUGCGGGAAGGUCUUACCCCUCGCAUCAGCAGCCUAUCAAGAAAAUCUUCCGCCUCAUUAUACAGCAGAAUAUCAUCACCGGAAGCUGGCCGUCGCACUUCAGCUGUUCAGCGCUCACGCUAGGGGGCCUGCUUUUCAGCGUUACGUUCAACAGCUGAAAGAAGACUGCGAUGCUGUGUGGAAGGCUGGGCGGCAGAUGUGUGAAGUUCUCAGCCUCACUGGAAACCACUGCGUUAACCCAGUCCACAAAACACCCGAGUCAGUCGAGGAGGACGCAGACGAAGACGUCCUCGUCAUGCCGCACUGCAGUCAAGUGAAGCUCAUUUCUGCCUGUAACUGCGGUCAUCAGCAAGGAACACGGGAUGACCCUUUUAUAGUGAAGGCGGCCAACUACAACUUCUACAUGAUAAUGAGUGCAGAGUGUUGUGGAGAACUGGAAAGGAUCACCUUUCCAACCUUCCAGCCUAGCUCUGUGGAUCAUGGGCCGGCUGCGCCGUCUGCAGCGCCGUGUGCCACUUCCGAACUGCUAGAAGUUGGGCUUCAUGCGCAAGCAAAAAGCCACAGCCGCAGUCAGAACCGAAGCCAGGCCAAAAGUGGGACACCCAGUGACAUUCGAAGUCCAACACUGUCAGAGUCGGAUUCGGAGUUCAGCUCAGAGCCACCAGAAAGCACCUCUGACUCUGAUGAAACAUCAUCAAAUGAAUCUGACAGUGGAAAAAGCCUGUCACUGUCAGGAACGACACAGCACACGGAGGACCCUGAUGAAGAUGACAAGUAUUGUUCGGGUGACAAGGAAGAUGUUGCACCGUCAUGUGCAGACUUUCUUCCUGGAAUGCUCCAUUCGCAGAGCCCACCGGGUCUGCUACCAUGUUACAGUUCAUGGUCGUUGGUGUGCUUAGGGCCUUCCAGCCUCUACUCGCAUAGCAUAGGCAUCCAAGACCAGCCAGGCUUCAUCACGGGAACAAACUUCCUUCUUCCGUGGGACGUAGCUGUAAAAUUUGAAAAAGACCGAUGGCCUUCUUUGUGGGAAGGGAAGAGGCCACAAAACUGGAAAGGAAAGAAGAACGGGAAAGACGGAUACCAGUUCACAGUUAAAGUGUUCCUUGGUGUGGAAUACGAAUGUCCACGUGGACAUCGUUUCAUGUGUUCAAGUUCAGAUAGGAUUCUUCGAUGCCCUGCAUCUGGCUUGAUAAAGGAGAAUGCUCAGAAAAUUGCCAACAGUCACAUGCCACUCUACUAUCCCUGUCCAUGCAGGUCCGGCAAACCACAGGUUGCUCAGCUGAUGCGCGUACAUGUGGUGACGCCCAAAGCUCCGGUUCAUGUCACUUUGAAUCCUAGGGUACAACCAGCUCCACCCCCAUCACCCAUAUUUUCCCCAGGGAACAAAGAGCCGGUCAAACUGUCUCAGUCUGCGUACUGGGUACUUCGGCUACCGUUUGUGUAUGAAGGGGACUCUGGCCCGUACAUCCUCCCGAAGGAACCAGUGCCGGCCGACGUUGCCAGACUCUUAUGUGGUGUGUACGGCGUCGUAGAACAAGCUUCAAUGAGGUGAACAUGUCACCUUGUCAUCAUGAGUUCAUGUGGAAGUUGACGUCAUCGACAUUUUCGUGAACUUGUUGUCCUCCCUGCUGCCAGGGGUGUAUUUAUUUCUUGUGACACGGUACUCAAAAGAACCUGAUGUGUUCUCGUGGAGCUUGUAAAAAGUUGUGAGAUAAAGUUGUCACACAUAAACAGCUUUUUGUACAUA